Messenger RNA from Nomascus leucogenys (northern white-cheeked gibbon), 1809 nucleotides. It is a transcript of the gene COQ6, whose product is annotated as coenzyme Q6, monooxygenase. Gene Ontology annotation, cellular component: mitochondrion. The coding region runs from base 107 to 1702 and encodes 531 amino acids. Gene Ontology annotation, molecular function: 2-octaprenyl-6-methoxyphenol hydroxylase activity; FAD binding; oxidoreductase activity, acting on paired donors, with incorporation or reduction of molecular oxygen, NAD(P)H as one donor, and incorporation of one atom of oxygen. Gene Ontology annotation, biological process: ubiquinone biosynthetic process. The transcript is spliced from 11 exons. The record is from RefSeq and is a predicted model, not a curated record. Lineage: Eukaryota; Metazoa; Chordata; Mammalia; Primates; Hylobatidae.
UUCUGAGGACGCCGCGGAAGCGGGACGGGAUUGGAGUUCUCUGCUCCGGACGCACUACGUAGGGGGGCCUGCGGGAGUUCUGAGUGCGACGGCGCAGGUCUGCAACAUGGCUGCCCGGCUUGUGAGCCGAUGCGGGGCUGUGCGUGCAGCUCCCCACAGCGGCCCGCUGGUGUCCUGCCGCAGGUGGUCCGGCGCCUCAACAGACACCGUGUAUGACGUGGUGGUGUCGGGUGGAGGCCUGGUGGGCGCUGCCAUGGCCUGUGCCUUGGGAUAUGAUAUCCACUUUCAUGACAAGAAAAUCCUGUUGCUAGAAGCAGGUCCAAAGAAAGUAUUGAAGAACUUGUCAGAAACUUACAGCAACAGGGUCAGCUCCAUUUCCCCUGGCUCUGCAACGCUUCUCAGUAGUUUUGGUGCCUGGGACCAUAUCUGCAACAUGAGAUACAGAGCCUUUCGGCGAAUGCAGGUGUGGGACGCCUGCUCAGAGGCCCUGAUAAUGUUUGAUAAGGAUAAUUUAGAUGAUAUGGGCUAUAUCGUGGAGAAUGAUGUCAUCAUGCAUGCUCUCGCUAAGCAGCUGGAGGCUGUGUCUGACCGAGUGACGGUUCUCUACAGGAGCAAAGCCAUUCGCUAUACCUGGCCUUGUCCAUUUCCUAUGGCCGACUCCAGCCCUUGGGUUCAUAUUACCCUAGGUGAUGGCAGCACCUUCCAGACCAAAUUGUUGAUAGGUGCAGAUGGUCACAACUCCGGAGUACGGCAGGCUGCUGGAAUCCAGAAUGUGAGCUGGAACUAUGACCAGUCUGCUGUUGUGGCUACUCUGCAUUUAUCAGAGGCCACAGAAAACAACGUAGCCUGGCAGAGAUUUCUUCCCUCUGGGCCUAUUGCUCUGCUCCCGGUAAGAGGUCCUUCUGGCCAGUCUGCCCACAUGCAUGUAGCCUUUCCUCUUCACUUUCUCUCAGCCUUUUUAUGGUUUCAAGGGAAUCUGCCCAGGCUGGUUGUAAGUUCCCUUCUUGUCUUUUUAUGCUUGAGAGUUUCCAAGUGCAGAAGAGUCUUAGCCCUUGGUAUUGGUAUUCUUUUGACACAGCUCUCAGACACCUUGAGUUCCUUGGUUUGGUCCACGUCCCAUGAACAUGCAGCAGAGCUAGUUAGCAUGGAUGAGGAAAAAUUUGUGGAUGCCGUUAACUCUGCCUUUUGGAGUGAUGCUGACCACACGGACUUCAUCGACACAGCUGGUGCCAUGCUGCAGUAUGCUGUCGGCCUUCUGAAGCCCACUAAGGUCUCGGCUCGCCAGCUGCCCCCAAGUGUAGCCAGGGUGGAUGCCAAAAGCCGAGUUCUGUUUCCUCUUGGGUUGGGACAUGCUGCUGAGUAUGUCAGGCCUCGGGUGGCGCUCAUUGGGGAUGCAGCCCACAGAGUCCAUCCGCUUGCAGGACAGGGUGUCAACAUGGGCUUUGGGGAUAUCUCCAGCUUGGCCCAUCACCUCAGUACGGCAGCCUUCAAUGGGAAGGACUUAGGUUCCAUGAGCCACCUCACAGGUUAUGAAACAGAAAGACAGCGUCACAACACUGCUCUUCUGGCUGCUACAGACUUACUAAAAAGGCUCUAUUCUACCAGUGCCUCCCCGCUUGUGUUGCUCAGGACGUGGGGCUUGCAGGCCACAAAUGCAGUGUCUCCACUCAAAGAACAGAUUAUGGCCUUUGCAAGCAAAUGAGUACUCCUCUCCUAAAGAUUGUUGAUGAAAAAGAACAUCCUGCCCAGGACCCAUCAUACAUAUUUUCAAGAUCUUAUUUAAUUUAAUAAACUUAAUUUACAUUAAAA